Molecule: messenger RNA, 414 nt
Organism: Epithele typhae
Lineage: Eukaryota; Fungi; Basidiomycota; Agaricomycetes; Polyporales; Epitheliaceae
Exons: 1
Coding region: 1-414 (137 amino acids)
Source: RefSeq, a predicted model, not a curated record
AUGCCCGACGACCAACAAACGUUGAUGUCCCACCCGCUCUUUCACCACCUCGCGCAAGCUGCCGCACGCGCGUCCCAACCGUCGGGCACAUAUGACACCGCACUCCACAUGUACGACCAGUUCUGCGAGGCCUUCCAAAUCCCUGAAGCCGACCGGUUCCCCGCGUCCUUCCCAUUGCUGCACUCCUUCUGCUUGUGGGCGACCGCGGACCCGGACACCGUCGCGUCCCUAGGCCCGUCCGCAGGAUCCUUUCCGCAGGAGCCCAUUUCAGCCAGCAAAGCCCGCGAGUACCUUAGGGCGCUGCGCGCGUGGCACGUUGCGCAGGGGUGGCACGAUCCACUGUCGAAGGGCGACGAAACUCGUAUCGAGUGGUCGCUGCGCGGAGUCGCGAACAUUCAAGCUGGACGGCGUUGA